Molecule: messenger RNA, 1817 nt
Organism: Anopheles cruzii
Lineage: Eukaryota; Metazoa; Arthropoda; Insecta; Diptera; Culicidae
Product: juvenile hormone esterase-like
Exons: 7
Coding region: 264-1817 (517 amino acids)
Source: RefSeq, a predicted model, not a curated record
UUGAGCCGUCUGGGCCGGUUCAACAUUAACGCGUUUCCCAUCGAAAAGCGAACUCCACGUGCGCCGCGUGGGUGUUGCAUAAGACAUUAGAGCAUUAGAGGGACUGUAUUAGGCUAUGGUUCGCAGUUGAUAGUGCCUCGUAUGCUUUCGUGCUAGUCGUGACGUAUUUAGUUCGUUUGUGAGUAGUGAUUUAAUUUUUCUGUUGCUUACGCAUGUUCUGAAAUUGUGAUUCACCAUCUUUCGGAUCUAUAAGCGAUUCAAAAAUGAAUGUUGUGGCACAUCGCUUGAGAGGUGCUUCGUGGGUACUGGCCUCGCUAGCGAUACUCCUUUCCCAACAAGCUGAUGGCCGAACAUCGGACAAGCUGAAAGUUACCAUGCCUCACGGUGGAUCACUCGUUGGGAGAUACCUUAACUCUUUCAGCGGUCACGGAAUCUUGGCGUUCCUAGGAGUUCCCUACGCGAAACCACCGAUCGGAGAGCUUCGUUUCAAGGCACCAGUUCCGUUUGGAGGCUGGUCCGGGAUUCGGAGCGCCACAAUCGAUGCACCACUUUGUACCCAACGUGACCCAUACCGUCGAGAUGAGGAGAUCUCCGGUGUGGAAGAUUGUCUACAAAUCAACAUUUACGUACCCGAACGACGCCGAGAACUGGGAGCGUCUGGUGAGGAUCAAACACCGUUUCCGGUGAUGGUGUUCUUCCACGGCGGCGGCUGGCAGUGUGGGUCAGGCACACGAUCGUUCUAUGGUCCCGAUUUUCUGCUUGAGCACGAUGUCAUAUACAUCGGGGCAAACUUCCGGCUUGGCCCGUUGGGAUUCCUGAGCACUGAGCAGGAGGACUGUCCGGGUAAUAAUGGACUGAAGGACCAAAGCUUGGUGUUGCGAUGGAUACGAGACAACAUAGGCGCCUUCGGUGGAGACCCGAAUUUGGUAACCGUGUUCGGUGAGAGUGCCGGUGGAGCUAGCGGAACGUACCACAUGAUGUCGCCGCUUUCGAAGGGUUUGUUCCAGAGAGUAAUCUCGCAGUCCGGGGUUAAUUUGGAUGCUUGGGCUCAGCCAGCCCAUCGCGGGGUGGCUCGGGCACGCUCUAUUCAACUGGGCCAGAUGCUAAACUGUUCGCAGGGAACUGACGGCCGUUUCACCGAAAUGAUACAUUGUUUGCGUGGUGUUUCGGCGGAAGACGUUACCAAAGCGUUUUACGACUUCUACGUAUGGGACACGGAUCCGAUGAUUCCUUUUCCACCGGUGGUGGAGCCCAACCUACCAGGGGCUUUCAUUACAAAACAUCCACGCGAUGAAACCGAACCACAUGCAAUCGGGUUACCCUGGAUGACUGGUCUUACCCUGGACGAAGGUGCUCUGAAGAGUGCAUCGCUGAUUAACGUACCAAGACUUCGCCAAAGCUUAAAUGAACACUGGGAGCAAGCGUUGCCGAUUUCCUUGUACUAUGACCACCAUGAAUCAACACACCAACGAAAGAUCACGGACGCAAUUAACGAGUUUUACUUUAGCAAAAAGAAACUCGUCAAGGAAACGGAGAAGAACCUCACAAAUCUCUAUUCGGACGCGUGGUUCCUCACCGGCAUGGACGAAUACAUACGAAUACGUUUACUCACCGAUAGAACUGAUGUAACGUCUCCUCCCAGAGCCAAUGUCGGUCCAACAUAUGUGUACCUUUUUGCACAGAAGGCAUCAGCAAGUUUUACAGAAAUAUUCGAAGGCGGAAAGGAGAAAUACUAUGGAGUAUGCCAUGCGGAAGAACUGCAGUACAUGUUUCCGAUCGCCAAAGACUUGUUCAUGACCAACAAAAAAACGUUUUGA